Molecule: messenger RNA, 3576 nt
Organism: Leishmania braziliensis MHOM/BR/75/M2904
Lineage: Eukaryota; Euglenozoa; Kinetoplastea; Trypanosomatida; Trypanosomatidae
Exons: 1
Coding region: 1-3576 (1191 amino acids)
Source: RefSeq, a predicted model, not a curated record
AUGAAGUUCCACGUUGUGGGGGGUCCAUUGGCAUUUACCAUCUCUCUUGAGGCGAAAGACACCGACAGCUUCACGUCGAUCUUCAAGAAGGUUCAACAAGCUGCUGGGAAUGGGACGGCACUCGAUGCGUAUGACUUGUAUACGGCAACGCGCUCGCCGCUGACUGGAGAGCUUGUCGCGGCCAGCGGCCCUCUACGCCCCACAGAUACCCCAGCUACCCUUCACCUGGACUGUAAACAAAGUGAUCCACACCUCCUCCUACUGGUGCGAAAGGGUGUAGGCAACGAUCGUGGAAGUAUGCAGAACUCGCUGUUGUACAGCACCACCGCUGUAGGGGACGCUGGAAGUCAAGGUAGCGCCGCCACCGCAUCCACAUCACCGUCUCCCAUGUGCACGCCACGGACGACGGAGGAGUAUCGGCGCCGCAUGCGCGCCAUGUAUCUCAAGUACGACCCUCGUCAGCUGCACAAGGUCGAAGAGGCACUUCAUCUCUACCGCGGUUAUGAGGAAGACGUGCUGCAACAGCUGGUGAAGAGGUACGGGCCGGAGCCGGCAUCGGAGGACGUCGAUCCGCUGCGUCUCAGACCAACAGUAGUGCCGACGUGCGAUGCCGACGUGCAUGAGGGCGUGCCAGCGUUGUCUGCUUUGGCAAAGGAGGGCACUCCACGUAAUCAGCCUUCGUACUACGAUCGACUUGUAGCAAUCUACUCCACUUACGAGCCAGAGAAGCUGAGCAAGGUCGAUGGCACGUUGAGGCGAUAUGCUGGCCGAGAGGAAGAGGUGAUCCAGCAGCUAGUGAAAAAGUACGGACCGGAGAUAUCCACUGAGCGAGUGGCAGCGGAAAAGGCUUCGGCAGCGAUAAGCGAAUUGCCUGUACCAGCUUCUCACGCACUACUGCAGGAGUGGUCGGCAUCAGCGAGCGACGUGGAAGCCUCGCCACAUGCAAGCACGACCUCGCCUGCUGUCAAGGAACAGGCGGCGGAAGUGGUGUGGACUGCAUCCGAGGUCAAGGAAGGGGCCGCAUCGCCCAUCACUACCACCGUAACACCCGUAAAAGCAACGUUACCUGCAGCCCCAGCAGUGGUCAGUGCCGGUGAUGCCUUUGUCGAGGGGGUGCAGUCGUUAAACACCGGACAACACCCACCCGCGACGGCGGCGUCUUCACUGGCCGACUCUUUGCCGCGUCACGCAGCUGCCUCCACAGCUGUAACACCAUCAAACAGGGCGAGCGCCGCUAACUCAAUGGCAAUCAGUGGUAGUUACCGCGAGCGCCUAGUCGCUCUCUACCAUGCGUACAACCCCGCGAAGCUGCACACCGUGGAGGGCACAUUGAAGAAGUUUUCGGGGAAGGAGGAGGUGGCAAUUCAGCAACUCGUGCGACGCUACGGACCGGAGCCAGCCCCGCUAACAUCGCAGGAGACUUCUAGGCUGCUGACAACCGCGUCCACUGGCGGCGUGUCUAGAGCGUCACCAAGCGUCGGUCCAACUACCGAAAACGUGCCAGGCGACGCCACCUCGUCGACUAGAGACACAACGCCUGCCCCACCGGCGGAGCAGCGAUGUGAGGAGCCAGGUAACUCCCGACAGCAGAUCCUAGGGAUUCUUGCUGCCUAUGAACCGGAUAAAGUGGAUCGGUUAGACCGCAUACUGGACGCCUACAAAGGUCGGGAGGGCGAAGUGAUUUCAAAAUUAGAGAUGCGCUACGCCGCUCAGCGAGUCAAGAAUAGCGCUGGUGAGCCUACGGUGAGGAGAGUCGGCGCUUCGGCGGAUGCGGGGAGCUCCGCACCUGUUAUGUUCACUGCGCCGCCCAGUGCGGCGCCAUCGGUGGGUCAUCAGUUCCCCAGCAUAACUACUGCUCCGGCGGAGCCCGUAUCACUGCCAGCGCCGGCAUCACCGUCAGCGGCAGCACAGGUCUUAGCACACGGCGCGCCACCAAAGACGUCCACCACUGCGACCUCACACCCAUCGUCUCUUGCACCCACGGCCCCACCAAGUCAUUGGAACUCUCCGAAUGAUAGGUCGAGCCCUGCCGCACCGGCGGGAGUAGCAAGCACAGCUCCCGCUUCAUCUCUUAAAUCCGCGGUAGCUUUGGCUGAGAGGCCGCAAACUGCACGAUUAGAAACAGCGGUGCCGGCAGUCGCUGGGGUGCCACAAGCACAACAGAGCAAUACACCGCAAGGUACUCCGUUGCGGCUGAGGGCGCCACCAAUAGCGGCGCUCCGAGUGGCGGCGGCGCACCUGGAAGGUGUCGCGCUGACGUCGGUGCGAGAACGGUACUGGGCCACUUGGCGGGCGCAUCACACAAAGAGGAAAGCCGCUAUGCUGCUGCAGCAGAAGCUAUGGGUGGAAGCGUCAAGCAGCGCUGCCGGUCCCUAUCGCCUCAACGACUGUGUGGAGCCUGGGUACACGGUUGCGGACCUUGCGGUGGUGGUGGCUCAGGAGGAGCGAGGCGGCGGCAGCACGCAAGGCCGUGCCCUGUCUAGCGAGAUGCAGAUUGCAGCUCGGGCCCUGUUGGCAUCGCUGCGGCACUGCGUCGAGUCGCGAGUGAUCGAGGUGCAGUCCAGCGAGGAACGUCAACUGGCAGACGCGUUACUCACCCACUGGUCUGCCCCUCGAAACCUUGGCCCGGUCACUGACUCUUCUGAGCUAGCGCACGCGCUGCAUCAGGCUGCGCACUUCAUUCGCCAGAUCGAUGACCUCAUGACUGUCAUUCGCACCCAGGCGGGGCAGCUGCACCAGUUAAAGGCGCUUCAUCGGGAUGUACUCGGGCGCAUGGAGAACGCUCAAGCCGCCACACAGGCGCUGGAUAGGCUACAAGCGCAGCUGGACGCUGCCAACGAUAAUCGCCGUGCAUUAGAGCUGAAGCUGAAGCGCUUCUCAGCCGGCGUCACGGAGAACCACGCUGAUCGACCGCCGCCGCGUCGUGUCGUCUCUCCAGCAGAGGAACACAAAGAUGCCCAGAUUGCGAAACUUCAUCAAAAGUUGGCCAAAACACGCGUCUCACUCUUUUUGUCCAAACAGGCAGAGGAGAAGGUGAAGGUGCAGCUGGAGCAUAGUUGUGCUCGUGAGGCUCGGCGAAAGCACGAGGACCACCAUCGCUACGGCAGCAGUGGGCGAUACAGCACCCCGGGCUCUGCUCACACGCAGCCACGCAGUCGAUCUGCCAGGGUCGGCGAUGAUGCCAAUGCGUCGCUGUCCAACACACCACAGCGGCGCUAUACCCCGGUGUCCACUCCGCGUGGCGCGUUCUCGUACGCCAUUGCCCAUGACACACCGCGUCGUCAGUCGACCUCGCAGAUUAGAGUGAACGGACGUGCUGUCUCCUCAAUUCGCAGACCGGAUGCUGUUAGCGCGGGGCAGGAUCGCACAAACGCGUCAAUUAACAGCAGUACGCCGUGGCCCUCCUCGCGCUACGUAAUGCCGUCAGCGGAGAUCGAGCGGGGACCAUGUCCCAGCUGCCUUACCCCGCUGACCUCGUGCUGUCCUGAGGAGAACGGUCCCGCGGCGGAGAAGGCAGCGUUUUGCUUCAGCUGUCACCGCUACUUCACCUUUGGAGAGCUGCGGACGCGCGAUUGA